Chaetomium strumarium is the source of this 1875-nucleotide messenger RNA. RefSeq lists its product as uncharacterized. Gene Ontology annotation, cellular component: mitochondrion. Gene Ontology annotation, molecular function: oxidoreductase activity; FAD binding. The transcript is spliced from 4 exons. The coding region runs from base 108 to 1508 and encodes 466 amino acids. The record is from RefSeq and is a predicted model, not a curated record. NCBI's taxonomy places the organism in Eukaryota, Fungi, Ascomycota, Sordariomycetes, Sordariales, Chaetomiaceae. Gene Ontology annotation, biological process: ubiquinone biosynthetic process.
CGGCCGCUCAUAAGUCUAGGUAGCCCAGGACGCGUGAGUGUCCCAUCAUCUCGGAAUCCCUAGUAAUACUCUGUUUCCGAUUCUACAUCCCAUCCCCAUCCCGACAAAUGACAGACCCACGAGAACGUCUCGCCUCCCUUUCCCGUCAGCUACUCGCACCAAACGCCCAGGAGGACGACGUCGCCAACAACAGAGCCAAGAAGAUGGACGCUUCACCACCUACUAAACGCCCCUUUUCCAAAAUCAUAAUAGUAGGCGCCGGCCCCUCCGGCCUGCUCCUCGCGCUGCUGCUCUCCAAGCACGGCAUCCCGGUGCAGAUCCUGGAAGCGGCGUCGCAGCUGGACAACCAGCCGCGGGCGGCGCACUACGGCCCGCCGGCGAUCCCGGAGUUUGUGCGGGCGGGCAUCGCCGACGCGAUCCGCGCGCGCGGCAUGGUGUUGAACACCAUGUGCUGGCGGCGCGACGCGGCGGCCGGCCACCGCUACGUCGCCGGCUUCAACGCGCACGACGCGCUGCGCGACGUCGACGGCAUGGACGUCCGCACCCACUGCCUCGCGCUGCAGGACCUGGACCAGCUGAUGCUGGACGAGGUGACGCGCAGGUACGGCGGGACCGUCUCGUGGGAGCAUAAGGUGGUGCGUGUGGGGCAGGACGCGGAAGGGGCGUGGUGCGAGGUCGAGGUUGGCGCGGACGGAGGAGAAAAUGAAGGGGAGGAGGAGAAGAAGAAGAAGAAGAAGAAGGUGGUCGUGGUCAGGGGAGAUUAUGUGGUCGGCUGCGACGGGGCGAAUAGCAUCGUCAGAAGGAGCCUGUUUGGGGAUGAGUUCCCUGGUUUCACGUGGGAUGCGCAGAUUAUCGCUACGAAUACAUACUACCCGUUCGAGGAGAAGUUCGGCUGGCACGACGCUAACUUCAUCAUCCACCCGGAGCAUUUCUUUAUGGCCGCCCGGAUCACGCGCGACGGGCUCUACCGCAUCACCUACGGCGAGACGCCCGGGCUGUCGCGCGACGAGUACCUGGCUCGGCAGCCGUGGAAGUUCGAGACCAUCCUGCCGGGCCACCCUAAGCCGGACGCCUACAAGAUGGUCAACUUCUCGCCGUACAAGAUGCACCAGCGGUGCGCGCCCCAAUUCCGCGUCGGGCGCGUGCUGCUCGCCGCCGACGCGGCCCACCUGUGUAACCCCUGGGGCGGGCUGGGCAUCACGGGCGGCUUCGUCGACGUCGGCGGGCUAUAUGACUGCCUGGCCGGCAUCUGGGACGGCCGGGCGGACGAGUCGAUCCUGGACCUGUACUCGGAGAAGCGCAUCGAGAAGUGGCGGACCAUCAUCGACCCCAUCUCGCAGGAGAACUUCCGGCGCGUGUCCGACAGGGACCCCGCCACGAGGUUGGAGAGGGAUGAGUUCAUGCAGCUGCUCAAGAAGGGCGAGACCGACGAGGCCUUCCUGAAGGAGCUGCUGCUGGCGCCCAUGGAAGUGCGCUAUGACUUUACGCAGCAUUACAAGGUGGCUUAAGCAUUAAGAAAAAAUGCUAGUAGCCAUGUUGGGACGUCCUAGUCGAUGCUCGUGAUCUUCCUCCCCUCACUCCACCACAUCUUGAGCGGACAACUAGCCGGGACGUAUCAGUACUACCUUACACUACGCUUACCCGAUCCAACCACACAUCCUCGAGGUCGUGCAUAAUAAGCAUACAAUCAAUAUUAAUCCAUACUAAGCUAGGCGCAAGCAAAUACACCAUACUUCAUAUUAGCAACCUCCCUCCAAAGAAACUACUCCACACCUCCCUCCAAAGAACCUUCCACAUAGACCCCCUCCACAACAUCUGCAACAUCCCCAUACGAAAGAAACGACAUCACCCGCGACAUAAACAACCUUGCUCUCG